This is a messenger RNA of Danaus plexippus (monarch butterfly), 784 nucleotides long. RefSeq names its product calcium load-activated calcium channel. NCBI's taxonomy places the organism in Eukaryota, Metazoa, Arthropoda, Insecta, Lepidoptera, Nymphalidae. The transcript is spliced from 5 exons. Gene Ontology annotation, cellular component: endoplasmic reticulum membrane; endoplasmic reticulum; cytoplasm. The coding region runs from base 154 to 705 and encodes 183 amino acids. Gene Ontology annotation, biological process: endoplasmic reticulum calcium ion homeostasis. The record is from RefSeq and is a predicted model, not a curated record. Gene Ontology annotation, molecular function: calcium channel activity.
ACCUUCGGGGCUCCAGUCACUGUCAUCUAAAAAUUUUAUCACUUCGUUCCUGCGCCCUAUUAUAUUUUUCAAUUAUUGUUUUGUAAACCUUUUAAGUGUUUUUUUCAAAUAAGAUUUUUUUGUAGCUUAAAAUUUAAAUAUAAGCAAAGAAAAAUGUGGGGUGAUCCUUUAUUGAUAGUAUUUAUUUCAGUAUGUACUGCUUUCUUGGGAGAAGGACUUACAUGGAUAUUGGUAUAUAGAACUGAAAAAUACCAAAAAUUAAAGGUAGAAGUUGAGCGCCAAAGUAAGAAGUUGGAGAAAAGAAAAGAAGCACAUGGUGAUUCUUUGGAUAAGCAACAUAAGAAAAAAAUUGAACGUGAAGAGGAGAGGCUGAAAAAUAAUAAUAGGGACCUGUCCCUUGUUAAAAUGAAAUCCAUGUUUGCCAUUGGUUUUGCAUUUACAGCUUUACUGAGCAUGUUUAAUAACAUAUUUGAUGGUAGAGUGGUAGCAAAGCUUCCUUUUCACCCAAUAUCCUGGAUCCAAGGUCUCAGUCACCGUAAUUUACCUGGAGAUGACUUCACAGAUUGCUCAUUCAUUUUUCUGUACAUUUUAUGCACUAUGAGCAUAAGGCAAAAUAUUCAGAAGCUACUUGGAUUUGCACCUUCUCGUGCAGCAUCUCAACAAGGCGGAGCCCUUUUUGCAACUCCUCCAGCUCAGUUUAAAUAAUUCAUAAUUAAAAACUCACAUCCAUGAAACAAUGGUUGUAAUUUGUGAAUAAAGAAUUUUGUUCAUUUUGUUUUUGAAA